AUGGGAUUUAGCUUAAGAUUUGUUGCUCUUAUCAUGUUUUGUGUGUCUACGGUAACAUAUCAUGUCACUUAUGGAGGAAAGAAGUUGGGGCCGAUUGUUCCAGCUUGUGGGAUACGUCAAGGGGAUCCUAUAUCUCCGUACUUGUUCUUGAUUUGUGCUGAAGGGCUCUCUUCUCUUUUAACUCUGUAUGAGCAGCGUAGAUGGUUGACUGGUUGUAAAGUGGCUAGGAGUGCGCCUCAGGUCUCACACAUGCUAUUUGCUGAUGAUAGCUAUGUGUACUGCAAGGCUAAUGCGUCGGGACAACAGGUGAAUUACUCAAAGUCUUCAAUUUUUUUCAGUAAGAACUGCUCUGCUGAUACCUGUGCUAGUCUCUGCGAUCUUAUGGGAAUGGUGGAAGCUGGGGAUAAUAGUUUUUAUCUUGGCUUACCUUGCAUUUUGGGUCGUAACAAGAAAGCUAUCCUUGGCUUCUUGCAAGAAAAGAUGAAGAAGAAAAUUUUUACUUGGGAGAGUCGUUUCUUGUCAAAAGCGGGUAAAGAAGUUUUAUUGAAAUCGGUUGCUCAGGCUUUGCCUUGUUAUGCCAUGAGCGUGUUCUUGCUAACAAAGGAGAUUUGUUCUAAUCUUGAAGGAAUGAUGGCUAAAUUUUGGUGGAAAUCUCAAUCAAACUCAGGCUCGAAGGGUGUGAGCUGGAUAAGUUGGAAGCGGUUGAGUAGACAUAAGAUUGAUGGUGGGAUGGGUUUUAGGGACCUUCGAGAUUACAAUCUUUCUUUCCUUGGUAAACAAGAUCCUUGGCUUCCUGAUCCUACAAAUCCCUUUGUUUUAUCUGAUCAUCCUGGUUUAGUGAAUCAAAAUGUCUCUAGCUUAUUUUCGAUGCAAUCUAAGAGUUGGGACUAUGAUAUUAUCAAUGACCUGUUUGAUGAAAGGGAUAAGAACCUUGUGUUAUCUAUACAACUGAGUGAGAAUGCAAUGGCUGAUAAGUGGUAUUGGAGUGAAGAAGCUAAUGAUCAGAUGCUCUUCAAAGCUAUAUGGAAGCUGGAAGUCCCUCCGAAGGUGCAGCAUAUUUUGUGGCGUAUUUUAGUUGGAUGCUUACCAACAAAGGUUCAACUAAGCACCAAAAAGAUUAAUGUUGAUUUGUACUGCCCUUUCUGCAAUUCAGCAGUGGAAACCAUUAGCCAUGUCUUGCUCGAGUGCAGAUUUGCAAACAGCUGCUGGUGUGUCUCGAUUGUUCCUGCUGGUGCGGACAGUGGUGGCUUCAACAAAUGGUUGUCCGAUCUCGUUGUGCACCAUUCAGCUGCUGUUUUCAAAGAAGCAGCGUGUGUUAGUUGGAAAAUAUGGGCUGUCCGCAAUGAACUACUAUGGAAUAACAAAAGUUGUUCUGCUAUUGAUGUGGUCCGAUCGGCUAGGAUAGUGCUUGACCAAUAUUGUACUGCUCAAUCUCAAAAGACGAGGGCAUUGUUAUUUAAUGAUAUUAAUAAUGUUAAUGAGCGGUGGAAGAAACCAAUUGCUAAUAUGGUCAAGAUUAAUGUCGACGGGGCUAUCUUUCAAGAACAAAACAAGUUUGGUUUUGGUUGCGUGGCUCGUGAUUCGAAUGGUUUUCUCCUUGAAGCUAUUUCUGAGUCUCGGCUUGGGGUUGUUAAGCCCGAGAUUGCUGAGACCAUUGGGAUUAAGGAGGCUUUAAGUUGGAUAGAGAGGAAGCAAUGUCCCAGUGUAGUCAUUGAAACUGAUGCUUUGGUGGUGGUUCAAGCUAUUCAUAGCUCGAUUUUAAUGCCUUCUCAGUUUGGUCUACUUGUUGAUGAUUGUCGGGUCUUACUCUCGUAUUUAAAUAAUGUUUCUUUAAAGUUUGUUAAACGAUCUGGAAAUAGGGCUGCUCAUUGUCUUGCUAGAGAGUCGUAUUUUUUCGUCAGAUUGUGUUUUUAA
Molecule: messenger RNA, 1914 nt
Organism: Cannabis sativa
Lineage: Eukaryota; Viridiplantae; Streptophyta; Magnoliopsida; Rosales; Cannabaceae
Exons: 4
Coding region: 1-1914 (637 amino acids)
Molecular function (GO): nucleic acid binding; RNA-DNA hybrid ribonuclease activity
Source: RefSeq, a predicted model, not a curated record